Molecule: messenger RNA, 474 nt
Organism: Pieris macdunnoughi
Lineage: Eukaryota; Metazoa; Arthropoda; Insecta; Lepidoptera; Pieridae
Source: the annotation of a GenBank genome assembly
AUGUCGCGGCGUAAAAAGUGGUCAAGCUUGAAGAUGAGCGGAGGCGCGGGGGGCAGGACGUCACGUAGGCGGCUCGCUUUUUGUCAACGUUCCCGCCGAGAUGACAGGUUGAACGCUGGCCGCGACCCGAGAUCGAAUCGUCUUGAUACUGACGCGCCCGAUUCGAUCCACCCGUUUUGUCACACAAAUACCAAUUAUUGUUUUACCGUGAAAAUAUUUUUAGAUACGAAUUUCCGUGAACAAAGAAUCGACGGAGCGGGCCUGCCACUACUUACAGAAGACCACCUCACCGGCAUGCUGCAGAUGAAGCUUGGACCAGCACUUAAGCUACGCGCUGUUCUGGCCCGGAGACUCGAAUCCUGUGCUCAAUGUCAAGCAAACACCUUACUUACGGCCCCUGUCACCCCAAACACACCUAAAAUCAAUGGAACAUUGAAGCCAGAACCAAGAAGCAACACAACCAGUCCUAGCUAA